GGGGCCGUGAGGUGAGGGCGGUGUGGCGGUGUUUUGUGUUCCGUCCUUCGGGCUUCGCUCCGCGGGGAGGGAUUGGGGCCUCCGGGACCGUCUCGGUGGGGGUCUGCCGGCGCUGCCUCGAGGUUCUGGAGGGGGGUUCGGGGAUUCUGGGAGCGAGGGAAGCGAUGUUUGUUUGAGCGCAACGCUACUCGAAAUCCGUGUUUGUUUUCAGAGGAGGGGGCGGCCCCGUGGAAAGCAGGCCUGGCUCGGCCUGCGGGUUCCUGAGUGCGGGCAGGCGGCACUGCCAUGCGGGAGGGCCCUGCGGGGCCUGUGUGCAGAGCACAGCGCUCGAGGAUGCCUUUCCUACACGGCUUCCGCAGGAUCACUCUCGAGUACCAGCCCUUGGUGGAUGAGAUCUUGGCGUUGCUGGCGCUACAGGAUGCAGAAAGGCAGGACACGCUUGAAAGCCAUGCCUGCUUGGGCAGCAAUGGAAGCCAGCUCUCAGCAAUGAGACAAGUCUUGGAGAGGGAAGCCCACUCCCCAUUCUACCAGGAAGGUGUGAGCUAUACUCUGCUGAAGGUUACUGAGCUGGGGCUUGUCGAGGCUGCAGAAGUACUCCUGGAGUUUGGUGCACACCUCAGCUUUGAAGACCCGGUUACCUACUACACCCCGCUGCACAUUGCAGUGCUUCGCAACCAGCCUGACAUGGUGGAGCUCCUGGCACGCCACGGGGCCGACAUCAACCGCAGAGACCGGAUCCAUGAGAGCAGUCCCCUUGAUCUGGCCAGUGAGGAGCCCGAGCGGCUGCCAUGCCUCCAGAGGCUGCUUCAGCUUGGGGCCGAUGUCAACGCAGCUGACAAAACUGGAAAGACAGCGUUGUUGCACGCCUUGUUGCAUUGUUAUUGCAGCAGUGAUGUCGUCCAGAUCCACAACACAGAGAGCAUCCGUCUCCUGCUGGAAGGAGGUGCAGAUGCCAGGGCUACCACUGAAGAUGGUGACACUGUCUUCACCUACAUCAUCUUCCUGCUGGGUGACAUAGUCUUGGCCAGCACAGAGGAGGCAGAGGUGCAGAAUCGUUUCUGUAUCCGCGUCAUGCAGCUGCUCAUGGCCCAUGGUGCCAACCCCAGUGAGUGCCCAUCCCUCGAGUCCUUCACCUACCGCUGCCUCCAGAACUUCACGUGCCACUUCCCACUGCUGCGUUUCCUGCUGGAGUCAGGUGCUGCCUACAACUGCUCCCUCCACGGUCCCUCAUGCUGGUCGGGCUUCCAGACUGUUUUUGACUGCCUCUGCUCUCACGUCAGUAUCCUCAAAGAUAGCAGCAUCUCUACAGAGGUCAUCCAAAUGGGUCAGACUCUGCUGGAGCUCAUGAUGGCCAGUUCACAAACCAUCCAGCUGCCCAGCGACUUCGAGGUCGACGUUAACAGCUGCAGGUACCAUGAGGAAAAGAUCAGGACUCUGUUCUGCUCUGUGAAGCAGCUGGAGCACACCCCACAGGCACUGAAACAUCUCUGCAGGGUGUUCAUCCGGCAGCGCCUUAGGCCUUGGCCAAUAGACAUAAAAAUCAAGGCUCUGCCUCUUCCAGACAGGCUGAAGUGGUACCUCCUCAUUGAUCACGCUGCUGUUGGGCACGAGGACCUCAGCCUGACUGAUGACUCUCCAUCUCCCCAUUCUGUGGUCACAGUGCCUCCAGACAGUCAGCAAAUCACUGCUCUGCACCCGUUGUCUCUGCAGUGAGAGGUACUGCUGUCCCUUUGCCAAUGGCUUGACCAAUUCUGCCUGUGGUGUCUCUGCUGAUUUUUCAGGGGUGUGCUUUUUUGUGCACAAUGCUGCAUGCAUGUCUGUGGAGGUCUCGUGGCUUUAAAACAUGUUGCAGGGAGGUGAGCAGAGCCCAGAGGUGAAGAGGGCUCCUGGGCAGCGGGGAGCUGGACACUGCAGGAAGAGGGUGGUUUAAAAGGUGGGUUCACCUUUGCAAGUUGAAAGAAUGUGGAUUUGUAAGAAAAGGGGAGAGAGCAGGAGGAUGGUGUGACUGUACAGGUCUCUGCUCUGGCUGCAGGGUGGGUGAAGCAGUGCCAUGAGGGAGUGGCAGCACGGUGAGAUGCCUCAGGGUGCUGAGAGAUGUUGCCUGUACCAAGAACUGAGCAGCAAUGUGCAGGGGAGUGCUGGCAUCCAUGCCCUCCUGUUCAGUCAGUGGAAGCAGCCACAGUCCUGCAUCUCUGCCUGGGUGUGGGUGCCUUCCUCACUCACCUGGGAUUCCAAAACCAGGAACUUGGAGGGGAUGAGGCAAAGUGGGGUUAGCAACAGCAGCCUGACUGCUCAGUGAUGUCAGAGCUUUUGCCAAGAGUGCUCAAUCUACUCAGCACAGAGCACUAUCUACAAAGGGUGCCUCAGCAAUGCUGGACUCCAAAGCAAGCAGACAAUUGGCUGUUCCUUGGUGUGUCCUUGUGCAAGGAUGAGGAAUGGGCAGCUAUCUCCUUGGUGCCUUGCUCCUCCCUGUUUCUUUUAUCUGCUUCUCUUCCCUUUGGUGAUUGCAUGCUGAACUUUGAUCUCCAGUGCCUCUUUCCCAGGGGAAAGAAAUUGCAGCAGGGCUGCAAUGGGAGUUUUCUUGCCAAGCUGCUACUGGAAGCCCCAACUUUUGGGGCUCUGCAGGAAGGUCCCAACCUGUCACAGCCAUCUGGCUCCCCCAAGGAAGCAUCUGCUUCCUUGUGAAGUGCAGAAGAUGCUGUAAAGCUGAGCCCCCCCACAUUUUUGUUGUUUUUGUUUGUCAUGGGAAACAGAUGCAGAAAAGGAAGAAAUGUGUACUCUGAGCAGAUAUUUAUAGCAUGUGGAUCCGGGAUCCACGGGCAGUUGGUUGCAGAAGAGUUGUCUCACCACAUUGCCCCUCAUGGCAGCAUCUGUUUUUCACCUUUUCCCACUGUGUAGAAUUGGAGCUGUGCAUCUUCAUGAAUCGAUGUUUUGGGAAAAAAAAUAAAAUAAUGUGAUAAAAUA
Gallus gallus (chicken) is the source of this 2964-nucleotide messenger RNA. It is a transcript of the gene ASB6, whose product is annotated as ankyrin repeat and SOCS box containing 6. Lineage: Eukaryota; Metazoa; Chordata; Aves; Galliformes; Phasianidae. Gene Ontology annotation, biological process: intracellular signal transduction; protein ubiquitination. Gene Ontology annotation, cellular component: BRCA1-BARD1 complex. The coding region runs from base 286 to 1713 and encodes 475 amino acids. Gene Ontology annotation, molecular function: protein binding. The record is from RefSeq and is a predicted model, not a curated record. The transcript has 6 exons.